AUGGAUUGUCGGCUUCGGAGGAAUCCUAAACGAAUCUUUGAGUGUUUCUUGGAAGUUGCCAGGAAUCAAAGUGACGAUAAAAAAAAUCAUCAAGUUGUCCUUACCUAUCCACCAAAUUAUGACGAUCAGGAAAUAUUACGCUCUGUACCACCGUUUUGCUUCCCAUGUAAAACUGAACGAAAUGCGGGACAUGUCCAACAUUUUACUUUCACUUUGACCGAUGGUGAAGGAAAAUACCGUUUCGGUUUUUGCCGUUUUCCUUCUAAUGCUGAUGUGUGCUUAUGCAUUAUUAGCUACUUGCCAUGGUUUGACAACUUUUACAAGAUAUUAAAUUUUAUUGGCGAUUAUUACUGGAAAGGACAAGUGCAACUUGCUCUAGAUUUUAUAAACAUUAUAUACGAAACUCCAGUACCUGCUACAUCGAUAAGAAAUAUCACAUUUGCGCCAAACGAUGGGUCCAGUCCGAAACUCGCUCUAGAAAUCCCUGAUCCGUAUGCCUUACAUUCUAUACCUAGACACCGUAAUUUGACAGAUUUCGUUUGUGCUGUACAACCUGCGAACAUACUGCAUUUAUUUGCGUGGCAACAUAUCUUCAUUCCUGUACUUCCACCGCAUUUAAUUGAUUACUGUUGCGCUCCUAUGCCUUUUCUGAUUGGUGUUCACUCGUCAUUAAUGGAGGAUGUAAGAAGGAGGCCUUUGAGCGAAGUUGUAAUCUUAAAUGUAGAUGAAAAUAAAUUGGAAUUACCGGACAAAGAUUUAAAUGCUCUUCCGCAAGAAUUGGUACAUCAUUUAAAAAGUAUUUUGAAACGAAGUGACGCUAUGGUAGAAGAUACAAUUCCUAGAGCAUUUCUCGAUGUCUUCGCAUUACUACUUGGGUCUUAUAAAGAUGCUAUUAUGAUAGAUUUUAUAGCGGAAAGAUUGGAAAUUUAUAAUAAUGAAUCAAGAACGGUUAUUGAUGACUUCUUUGAUACAUACGUUAAAAGCUCCACUAAGUUAAAUCUUACAAUGGCAGCGAUUAAGCCAAUUGAGACAUCUGCCCCUAGGGAUCGAAACCUGAAAAAACUUGACAGCCGCGGUGCGAGACCCGUAAUUGAAUUAUUAAGUUCUGAUGUAGACCCUAUUCCUGAAUAUAAAUUUGGUACUACUGAUAUUAAUGCAUCCAGGGAAACGAUGAAAUCAACUACUUCCGUAGACAAGCUUAUAGACCUCGAUGAUAAUAAUCAAGCUGAUCAAGUUGCUACUUCCGGUGCCUUAAGGCCUCCUCCUAAUACGACCGAUAAUGAAAAUUUAAUAGCUGAAUUUGAUGAAUAUGUAGUAAUUGAUAGUCCAUCAUCUUUGCAAAAGAAUUAUAAUAGAUCGGUUCCUAAUUUUAUGGAACUUCGGUAUGGAAGUAGCGCCCUUGCAGAUAGACAAGAUGUUGACAGCAUUAAUAUUGCUGAAAUGGCAAGUGAAGCCGCUCAUUCACGGAGACAGCGCGAUAGUCAUAAAGAAAGGAUUAGCGUUAAAAUUUAUGAGCCUGGCAGUAUUGCGACGUCUAAAGAACUGCAUCCCUUGCCCUUACGAAAUCCACCACCAAUACCAUCGAAAAAGCCGCCAGUGACCGCCCAAAAUUCUAUAUCGGUUAGGCCACGCCCCAAAGCAUCAACGGCAAGGCAGCAGUAUAUUUCAUAUGAUGAUACCAGGAGAAAUACCACGGCACUGGAUGAUCUUGACUCUAGGAUUGUAAAAAGGCGUCAAAUAACAAGUCUUCCCGCUGCCUCAGAUAUUCCUGCCCCAUUACAUAUGAUGAGUGCGCUUCCGUUUGGUGUUAAUGCAAACCCUGCUGCAAUUUACAAACGAGCUAGUAUGGCUACUACUCCAGCAAGUUCUGUACUAAAACCUACAAUUGCUAAUAAUACCACAGCUACUCCAGAAGUAUCAGCUGUUUUAUUAGUUGAUGUAAGUUAA
Molecule: messenger RNA, 1947 nt
Organism: Trichoplax adhaerens
Lineage: Eukaryota; Metazoa; Placozoa; Uniplacotomia; Trichoplacea; Trichoplacidae
Exons: 18
Coding region: 1-1947 (648 amino acids)
Biological process (GO): endocytosis; endocytic recycling
Cellular component (GO): intracellular membrane-bounded organelle; cytosol
Molecular function (GO): phosphatidylinositol phosphate binding; guanyl-nucleotide exchange factor activity
Source: RefSeq, a predicted model, not a curated record